AUGGAGACAACACAGGGAGAAACGCUUCAGGCAACAGACGCUUCUCUCACGGCAGCCGAAGGAAGGAGACGCCAGCCAGCUCCUCCGGACGACUGUCAGGUUCCGUCUUGCAGAGAAAUUGCGCAAAACAUCCUCGAGAAAGUCCGCAAAGGCGUCCUCGCUCUCCGCGAACUUGGAGAGCAACGCGCUUUUGCACACUCUUCUUCUUUCUCUUCUUCUUCUGACUCUUCUUCUUCUGCAUCCGACUUGCGUUCUCGUGCUUCCUGCGGCUCUGCGCCUCCUGCUCCUUCUUCUGACUCUUCUUCUCUUUCGUCCCUGUUCCGUCGCGCUCCCAGUUCUUUCUGCGCGUCUUCGGGAGCGACCUGCAGGGCCGCUGAAGGGGGUCUGCGAGCUGCAUGCACAGGAGGCGGAAGUGAAGAUGAAGAAAGACAUGGAGACGGACCGGAGGGCGGCUGUUCGAAGGCGAGCGAAGAGGGAGAGUAUCCAGGCUCGUCUGAAGAAGGAUUGGCGGAGGAAGAGAGAGUAUGGCAUGCAUUUCUCGAGAGAGCGAGAGCUCCUCCCCAGCUGGUAGCGGUGGCUGUCGGAACGGAGGACGCAGGCGCCGCAUUUCUUCGGUCGCAGAAGAGAGCUGCAGCGGCUUCUGGCGUCUGCCUGUCUCUGCUCGAGUUCGGUGGUUCUGUGUCUCUCGGUGAGUUGAGAGAGCAGCUCCGGUGUCUAGACGCCUCUCCUGAAGUCGACGGUGUUAUUCUACUGUCUCCCGUCGGCCGAACCUCCCGGGUGGCGUCGCCCUCGACUUCGGUGUCGUCUCCCGCUCUCUCGUCGAAAGCGGUUUCUUGUCCAUCUUCGUCCUCUCUAUCCUCCUCGUCCUCUUCUUCCCCGUCUUCCUCGUCCUCUUCUUCCCCGUCUUCCUCGUCGUUUUCUUCGCCUCCAUCCCCGUCUUUGCCGUACCCUUCAUCUGCUUCUUUUGUUUCUUCACCUUUGCACGGUCCUCGGUCGUGUGAACGUCGCGAUGAAGAGUCCGGAGUCGAAGAUCCGCAGACCGGCUUCUCUCAAACGCUGCUUGCGCCCUGCCCGCAGAAAGAUAUCGACUGCAUGCACCCUGAGAAUUACGGCGCGAUGGCCAUGUUCAGAACGAAGAGAGCACACGACAGCGGCGAGCAACGCCCUGAGACGGCACCUGCUGGCGAGGGAGACUCUCGCGAGACAGCGUCUCGCUUAGCUAGCGCAGGCAGUUUCUCUUUUUCUUCUUCACCAUGCGGCGACAGACACAGCGGUGCAGGAGGAGGAGAAGCCAAGAGAGCCGCAGGAGCAGAAGCAACCGAUUCAGGAGACAGAGAUGCAAGAAAGACAGACAAAGGGGAGGCCAAUGAAGACAGAGAACAAGGAGAAGACAGAGAACAAGGAGAAGACAGAGAACAAGGAGAAGGAAGAGAAGGUGCAAGGAGGAAGAAAGACAACGAAGAUGGAGAAGAAAGGAAGAAUGGGUGUCUGUUGCCUGAGAUCGGAGCCGAGUCGGGCAGUGGAAGAAAGAGGAGAAGACUGGAGGCCGUGCAGACAGAGUCGGAGAGAGGAACGAGAAGGCGAAAGUCACUGCGUGAAGAGAGGAGAGAGAUGAAGAGACACCUUCGACGAAUUCUAAGAGAUCUCGAAGAUGAGACCGCAGGUCGACUCCUUCCUUUCCCCGCGCCAUGUGUGGCUCUAGCCGUACUGGACAUUUUGAAAGCAUGGGACAUGUCGCUGGCAGGGGCGGCUGUGGCGGUGGUGGGAGCGAGCCCCCGCGUCGGCCAGGCGAUUGCGCUUCUUCUGCUGCAGCGUCAAGCGACGGUCUGUCUUUGUCACAGCCGCACAAGAGAUCUGAAGGGAAUCUUACUGCGGUCAGACGUCAUCAUCGCCGCCGCAGGCUCCCCGCACCUGAUUUCCAGCGACAUGGUCCGGCCGAAUGCCGCGGUAAUCGACGUCGGUGUGAAUGUGCUGGAGAGCUCCAUCGAAAAGAAACCGGUCUUCGUUUCGGAGCAAGACACUGGUGAACGCUUCAGGCAAGAUGCAGGGAGCUUGCAAGUUAGAGAAGGCUCGCGCGUAGCGGGAGAAGACAUGGGGGAGACGAGACCUCGAGCGGAGUGUCGAGAGCGAGGCAGCGUUGCGCGAGAAGAGAAGCGAGGCCCAGAAGAAGGAAAAAAGGCCGGAUUCACGAAGGAGAUGGAGAGAGAGCGAGUUGGAAAUGAAAAGUCGACGCAGAAGAGAGGUGACCCGAGAGAGAGACAAGACUUGGAGAAGGAACAGAGAACGACCAGUUUAGGCGGAAAACCACAGUUCGGGCCGCGCGCCAUAGUAGUGGGAGAUGUGGACUUGGACGUGAACAGAAAAACCAAAUUCAUCACACCUGUCCCCCAAGGCGUCGGACUGGUGACGAGCGCCGUGCUCAUGCGCCAGGUCCUCAAAGCAAAGCUUCUGCAGCUUCUUCGCAGCUUGCAAAAAAAUGAAAAAAGUGAAAAAAAUGGGGAUAAUUAAAUGGAAAAACGAAAAAACGGAGAGAAACUUUGGGGCACAAAACGAGCCAAGCACAAGCCACAAACACUCGCGCGCUGCGAGGACGCAAAGACGGAUGCAUCUCUGCUUCAGUGCAUACGUGCAUAUACAUUUUUAGUAUAUUUAUUCGUGAAUAUCUAUAUAUACUAUUUAUGAAGACAUAUACGUAUAUGAAAUAUCUGUUUCUCCGCAUGAAUAUAUGUGUAUAUAUGGAAAUCAAAAUAUAAGUGAAAAUAUAUGGAAAUGGAUGCAUGUACAUGUGUAUAGUUCUGUACACGUGGAUGUCCUUGUGAGUAUACAUAUGUUCCCUUGGAGAGAAUUGACAUGAAUAUAGAAACUGUGUCUGAGUUUGAAAUGUGUAUGGCAUGUUUGUGGCCUUGAUUCUUGCUGGUGUAGCCGCUUCUGCAGAAGAUUGUCAGGUUUUCUCUCUCGGCGUAUUGUGUUCAGAAAAAGAGUGCUUCAGCCUCCUUUCGAAUGCGCAGCCAGCCUUGGUCACUCCCGUUUCUCGCAUCGCUGCACAAGGACUCGAGUGUCCUCGUAUUUUCGUUGAGUUUUAAAAACUGAAUUUCCGC
This is a messenger RNA of Toxoplasma gondii ME49, 3098 nucleotides long. Its product is annotated as tetrahydrofolate dehydrogenase/cyclohydrolase, NAD(P)-binding domain-containing protein. Gene Ontology annotation, molecular function: methenyltetrahydrofolate cyclohydrolase activity; methylenetetrahydrofolate dehydrogenase (NADP+) activity. Gene Ontology annotation, cellular component: cytosol. Gene Ontology annotation, biological process: tetrahydrofolate interconversion. The transcript is spliced from 4 exons. NCBI's taxonomy places the organism in Eukaryota, Apicomplexa, Conoidasida, Eucoccidiorida, Sarcocystidae. The record is from RefSeq and is a predicted model, not a curated record. Bases 1 to 2508 code for a protein of 835 amino acids.